Messenger RNA from Chenopodium quinoa (quinoa), 825 nucleotides. RefSeq lists its product as uncharacterized. The record is from RefSeq and is a predicted model, not a curated record. Gene Ontology annotation, molecular function: zinc ion binding; nucleic acid binding. Bases 1 to 825 code for a protein of 274 amino acids. NCBI's taxonomy places the organism in Eukaryota, Viridiplantae, Streptophyta, Magnoliopsida, Caryophyllales, Amaranthaceae. The transcript has 2 exons.
AUGGCUGAUUCAAUGGAACAUGAAGCGAAUAAGCCUCCAGAGGCCCCUGAAUCUGAUGAGGAUAUCCCUCUUAAUUGUGAUUCGGAUGAUGAGAGUUGUCUAAAAAUCCUUCUGAAUAAGGAAGAGAAUAAGCGGUUGCGUGCCCCUUGGAAAUUUGCCAUAAUUGUCAAAUUAUUUGACAAGAGAAUGAGCUAUGAAGUACUGAUUAAAAGAUUAAGGCUGAAAUGGCAUCUCAAGGGGGAUAUUGCUUUAACUGAUGUUGGGAAUGCAUAUUAUGUUGUUCAUUUCAACAAUAUGGAGGAUUAUGACUGGGUGUUAACUCAAGGACCAUGGAUGAUUAAAGACAGUUAUCUAAAGAUCCGUAAAUGGGAGCCGAAUUUUCUAGCAGAUGAAGCUCCGAUUAAGAAGCUGAAUACGUGGGUGCGUAUACCGCAACUGUCAGUGGAAUACAUCGAUAAGCAGUUCUUGUUAAAGAUUAGAUUGAAGAUUGGAAGGGUUAUUAAAAUUGAUAGGAAUACAGAAUCCAUGGAUAGGGGUCAAUAUAUCAGAUUUUGCAUUGAAGUUGAUUUGUCAAAACCUUUGCUAUCAAAGUUUAGAUUAAAUGGCUAUGUAGGGAAAAUUCAAUAUGAGGGACUUCGACAAAUUUGCUUUAAAUGUGGCCAUUUGGGGCACAAGGAGGAUGGCUGCAACCUGUUUAAAUUAGGAGGUGACUUACGGGAGGUCAUUGUUCGAGAGCAAGCUGAUGAUGGUGCGGCUAAAGAAUCUCAUGUUCAUAAGGCUCGGCCAGAAGAAAAAGUCAGAUAUGGAUCGUGGAUGCUAGUCUAG